Messenger RNA from Parascedosporium putredinis, 3384 nucleotides. The record is from the annotation of a GenBank genome assembly. Lineage: Eukaryota; Fungi; Ascomycota; Sordariomycetes; Microascales; Microascaceae.
AUGGAGACCGACAAUCUGAGCACCUCAUCACAAGAUGUGAUGAAGGAUGCUCGAGCAAAGCUUUUCCGCCAGCGCCGCAGAAGCAAAGAGUUGGCCACUCGCAUCGACGAGAUUUUCUCCAUUGUCAACUCCCACGUCGCAGCCAAUGGCGGUAGCCAGAUCCUGAACGACGGUCUGGCCGAUUACAUCUUCUGGCCCAUCUCCCGCAUCUUUGCCCAGAGGGACAAGUUCUCCCUCCCCGUCGUCGAAGCAGCGCUGCGCGGUAUCUCCGUGCUCAUAGCCAAGGGCUGGAGCGCUAAGAAUCUGGCCGAGCUGUUCCCCCAACUCCUACUCUUAUUUAGUACGAUCCUCGGCAGCCGCCCCGAUAGUGGGAAAGAGAAGUCGCCCACCGCGGAGCAUCCGGAGAUGGCCGAGGAGACUAUUCACGAGGCUCUCGCCGCUAUCCGGGUAGCCUUUUCUACUUCACGAGACAGUCCUGGGGCAGGCGCCAUCUACAAAUCGGAAAAUUCCUUGACUCAAAUCGGAAACACUCUUGCUUCUAUCCUCGACCAAGCGCACAGUCCACUAUCACCUGAGAUCCAAACUGAUGCCCUGACAACGCUAGAUAAUGCUGUAAUGUCCAUCCGGGAUGCUCACACACUAGCGGGCUUCUACCCGGGAAUAGCUUCGUCCCUCGCCAAGCUGCUGGCCCACUCGAGCCAGAGACCCCGCGUCUUGGUCCAGGCCAUCGCUGCCUUCCGCUUAAUCCUGACCCGCGUUCUUUCUAACUUUGAGGUCGAGCUCAGGGUGAAGAGAUUUGAGCGCAGCGGCCAAGAAGACGUCCCCACCGAACCUUACUCACCCGAAUGGCUCAAGUUGACCCAGGAGCAGACCCGGGUGGCCCUCGGGACCGUGCUGAAGCUGCAGCUCAGCGACUCAGAAGUCGUCCGUGGUGAGCUCGAGGAUUUCUGUAUCAAGGUGUUGGACGAGUGCCAUCAGUCCCUCCAGAACUGCGCCGACAUCCUGGUGGAGGCGGCCAUCAUGGUCAUGUCGAAGGACCGCCUCGAUUCCCUCAUGGAGACGUCGCUCAAGGAGCUGUGCAUGGUGCAUGAGAAGACGAUUCUCGAAAACGUGCGCAAGGCCGCGUUUGAUAGGGCGCGCAAUUUUGGCAGCGUCAUGCAGAUGGGGGAUGAAACCAAGCAGCGGCGGUACCUGCAGUUCCUCGUCAACGCCACGACCGUGCUAGGCCAGAUGCAGAAGAGUACGGCUAAGGCGGCCAUCAUCCACGGCCAGAUCCUCAAGGGCUUCCGUGAGGCGUUUGACAGCCAGAGCCAAUGGGUCAAGACGGCCGAGCGCGUGGUCCUGGACGACGAGGACCUAGACACCGUCGAGAGCACCACCAGGUCCCUCAUCUCCCGCGGCGCGAGUAGUCAGCAAGUCUUCCGCCCCAUAGCCCUGGCCCACGAAAGCCAACGUACCGCCCGAGACCUAGUUGGGCAGCUCAUCGCCAAGCUGGGAGCACCCGAAGACAAAAGCCGAUACGCAAAUACCCUGACAGGAUACGCCCGGGACGCCACGGACCGCCAUAGUUUCUCGUCGUUUUGGCUCGCCUUCAAGCUCGUCCAAUCCGCCCUGGAAAGCACGGGCGACGAGUUCGACAUGUUUACCGUCUUUCCCGACGAUGACGAGAAUUCGAGUCUCGGCCCCGCCGGCAACCCCCAGGAAGUGCUCCAGGACAUCGACUGGAGGUCGAGGGCCCAGGCUCUCGAGGUCAUCGAGUAUACGGCGCGUCGGCUCAAAAGAGACUUUAGGCCCGAGCUCAUGGACGUGCUCUUCCCCAUCAGCACCCUCCUCGGCGACGAGCACCCCGAGGUGCGCCGCCACGCCCUGGUCACCCUAAACGCGCUCGCGGCGCACUGCGAUUACGCCGACGUGUCGGAACUGAUUGUGAAGAAUGCGGACUACAUGGUCGACGCUGUGGCGCUGCAGAUAAACUCGCUAAACCUGACGCCGGCCAUGGUGAACGUCUUGGUCAUGAUGACCCGCGUUACGGGACCCAAGAUCAUUCCGUACCUCGAAGAUGUCAUCGAGUCCAUCUUUGCUGCGCUCGACAAUUUCCACGGCUACCCCGUUCUGGUGGAGGCGUUGUUUACCGUCCUCAAGGAGGUCGUCGACCAGGGUGCCAAAUCGCAGACCUUGCUCAUAGAAGCAGGCGAGGCGUCGCGCGUCGACCACCGCAAGAAGCAACCGCCCAAGCUGACUUUUGAGCAGGCCCUAGAGGAUAUCGAGGCAACUAAACGCAAGUGGGCGGAGCGGGAUGAGAGGGACCGGGAGAUUGACGAGAAGAUCAAGACGGGGCACCCGACGGUUCCUUGGGGUGAUUUACAUAAACAAGGCAGCCGGGUGGAGGAACUUCUGGAUGAGCGGGAACGGGAAAUGGAUGAGGCGAGGAGCACAACGUCAAGUCACGAUGGGGACGAUGUUGAGAAUAUGGAUAAGCCGAAAAAGGGCAAAGACAAAGCUAAUGACAACGGCAACGAAGAGGAAGAUGAUGAUGAUGACGAUGCCCCUUCCCAAGCUGGGGAUGAGGAUGAGGAAAAGAAGGCAAAGAAAUCCACCACAUACACACUCCUCAACCGCAUCGCCAAUCUCACGCAACACUAUCUCACUUUUCCCAGCCCUCAUCUCCGCAAGCAGCUCCUAGGGCUCCUCGCCACGGCUUCGCCCGCGUUGUCGUCAGACCCCAACACUUUUCUUCCACUCAUUAACGACGUGUGGCCCGUGACGAUGGCGCGGCUGUACGACUCGGAAGGCUUCGUCACCAUUGCAGCCUGCGAGACUAUUUCCGCCCUCUGCGUCAAUGCGGGCGACUUUAUGUCCUCGCGUUUCAAGACGGAAUGGGGCAACGGCUUACACAAGUGGUGCCUCGCCGCGAAGAAGAACGCGGAGAGGGCGACGAUGGGCAACCGACAGAGGCAGCAGCAACAUCAACAGCGUGGCAUCGGCGGGCUCAUCUCGGCCAUCGACAGCAGCGACGUGGGCACCCUCCGAAUGCCCUUGGGAGGCGGGAAAAUCCUCGAGUCCUCCGCCAAGGCGAGGAGCGCGGCCGACGACGGUGGCGCGGCGCUAGCGGCGGCGGCGGCAACCCAGCUAGAAAUCAGCGGCGGUCUGGGCAACUACGCGCUCGCGGUCAAGGUGUGGGAGGCGGCGGUAUCGCUCCUCGCGACGGUCGUGAGCCAUGUGAGCGUGCCGCCGCUCGUGUUUGACGAGAUGCUGGACCUGGUGGCGGAUUUGCUGCUCGGGCGGCCCGAGGUCAAGGAGGCGUUUGAGCUGGUCAACAAGGAUGCCGUGUGGCUCGCCAUGUACGAGAGGAGAGGUGCAGUGGCGUGCGCCGCCCAAGAUUGA